CAAACAGCUGCUUACUACUGAAGUUCUGUCAAGUAUUACGAUUACGAUUCAGUUCUUGGUUUUGCAAACAAUAAAUCUAGAAUUUUUCAUUGAAUAUUAUCUAUUGUAAAGACAACUUCUCUGUAUAUAAUUUAAAGUCCUGAUUGCUGGAGUUAGUACAGUGAAAAUAAAUCAUGUCAUAUGCUUAUCUAUUUAAGUAUAUCAUUAUAGGAGACACAGGUGUUGGCAAGUCAUGUCUUCUUCUCCAGUUCACCGAUAAGAGAUUCCAGCCGGUCCAUGACUUGACAAUAGGUGUGGAGUUUGGAGCUAGGAUGAUCACGAUAGAUGGGAAACAGAUCAAGUUGCAGAUCUGGGACACGGCGGGCCAGGAGGCGUUCCGGUCCAUCACAAGAUCAUACUACCGUGGUGCGGCAGGUGCCCUGCUAGUGUAUGACAUCACACGGCGUGAGACGUUCAACCACCUGACCACCUGGCUGGAGGAUGCUCGCCAGCAUUCCAACUCUAACAUGGUUAUCAUGCUCAUUGGAAACAAGAGUGAUCUUGAGUCAAGGAGGGAGAUCAAAAAAGAAGAAGGUGAAGCAUUUGCUCGGGAACAUGGAUUGAUCUUCAUGGAGACAUCAGCAAAAACAUCAGCCAAUGUAGAGGAGGCUUUUAUCAACACAGCCAAAGAAAUCUAUGAAAAAAUACAAGAAGGCGUGUUUGAUAUCAACAAUGAGGCCAAUGGAAUCAAGAUCGGGCCCCAACACUCGCCCAGCAACCCCAGUCUCCCCCCUGGCAGCCCAGGCUCCAUGCAGAGUGGUGGCUGCUGCUAGAUCUCUCCCGAACUUGCUAUUUUAUGAUUUACUAUUAAACUGUAAUAUAUUAAAGUAAUCGGUUUAAUAUUUUAAUUUUUCAAAUUUGAGGGGAGUGUGCCAACCACUUUCAUUGUAAAUGUAUAUACACGUGAUCAUUUUUAUUAUAUUGUAGUUAGUAUUAUUUGAUUAAAGAACCAAUGAGUAUAAGUAAUUCAUGUAAGCUAUUGUAUUUGUACUUUGUCUUUCAGUCAAUCCUGUAGGCCUGUUGGACAAUAGAAAUAUGUUGUUUGUGUUUCAAAUAAAAAGAAUUAUAACAGUAGAAUCAAUACAAAUGGAGACCUUAGACAAUACAUAAUGGUGUUUCACUUAGAUUGUGAAUGUACAAAUGAAGAAAAUAUAAGAUAAUGCCUUUGUAAAUUGCUCAAAACAUUUUAUGUAUGGUCAAUAAUACUUGGUGUUAUCAAAUCUAUAAAUUCAAAUAUUUGUGUAUAACACAUUUAAAGGAUUUUCAAAUAGUUUGAAGACUUCAAGAGAGCAGAAUAAACUAAUAAUCAUAUAAAAAUAUUUCAAAGAAAUAUAUUUAAAUAGUUGCAAUAGAAAUAUGCGUAUAUGUUGACUGCAAAUAAUUUUUUAUCACUUAGAAUUUAUAAUUAUUAUUAGAAAAUAGAUUGCUUCAUAAAUUCCAGUUGUUUAAUAACUGUUGUUAUUUUUACUUUAUUUUCUUUUUCCAAAAUAAAGAAUCAAUAUUACUACAGAAAGAAAAAUAGGAAAACAAUUAGUUCAACAAAAAUCAACAUAACUUAGGACAUUGGCUUUUUCAAAUGCUUAACACAUCCCCUCAAAUUUGUCAUUGUAAAAGUCAUAUAUACGGUAUAUAAAUAUACACAAUAUGUGAUGUAUGUAAAAUGUGUGAUUUUGUGUCUAAGUUAUCGGAGUGCAUGUUCCAAGGAUCUUGUUUUACAGGGUAGUGUUUUAUAACGGUUUCAUUGUUAGUUUAUGGAAGAAAAAUCAACAUUUAUAAUUUGAGGUUGUUGACACAUCUCUUCUAUUGCAGUAACAGCAAUUCCUUUUCUCUUUUAAGGCCUAUGGGAUUAUCCUUUAGUCACGAUUGUAACACUUUUUUGAUGGUAGUAACCAAAGCUUUUAGUAAUGAUAACUUAAAUACAGUUUUGUUUUUAAAAACAGUUGCAUAGUUGUGCAACCCUUCAAUUUUCUAUAAUUGUAGCUGUAAACCCAGACAUUUUUUUUAACAUACUCCUAAAAUGCCCUUCAAUUUUCUAUAUUUAAUUGUAGCUGUGAAUCCAGAAAUCUGUUUACAUACUCCUAAAAGAUUGAUCUAACCUUUAGAAUAUAGCUGUAAACGGUUUUCUUCUUAAAGUCACAUCUAAAUAGCACAUUUAAAUUGGAGGGCCUUUCACAUUGAUAUGUUUAACUUACAUAUAUCUAAAAAAUAUUCAUAAGAUAUUGAUGCUAGGAAUAUUUUAUUACAGUAUGAGUCUCCUAGUUUUACAGUGUGGUUUUGAGUUAGAGUUGGUUGCUUGCUGGUCUGCUUUAAGGUUUUAAGUUACCAGAUAAGUACAGUUACUAAAGCAUUUGGAAAAAAAUAUAAUACAGCAGUUAUUAGAUUGGGUUUAAAAUAACAUUUUAUCAAGGUUAAAUAAAUAGCUAUUAAAAAAACCAUUUGUGUGAUUGAAGUUAAUCUUAAGUGUUGAAGGAUUUAUUUGUUUCAAUUUCCAUCUUUGUACUGUCUUUAAUUCCUUGAACUGGAAUAGCCCUUAUGUUUCACUCUGCUUCCACUCUUUUGUAGAAAAAUAAGUGCUUUUCACAGCUGUAAUACAUAAUAAAAUAUGGUAAAUACAAUGUGCAAGAUUUUACUUAUAUAUUAAAUUGUGUAUUUUCAAA
Molecule: messenger RNA, 2696 nt
Organism: Homalodisca vitripennis (glassy-winged sharpshooter)
Lineage: Eukaryota; Metazoa; Arthropoda; Insecta; Hemiptera; Cicadellidae
Gene: Rab2
Product: ras-related protein Rab-2
Exons: 5
Coding region: 174-812 (212 amino acids)
Cellular component (GO): Golgi apparatus
Molecular function (GO): GTPase activity; GTP binding
Source: RefSeq, a predicted model, not a curated record